Molecule: messenger RNA, 1041 nt
Organism: Frieseomelitta varia
Lineage: Eukaryota; Metazoa; Arthropoda; Insecta; Hymenoptera; Apidae
Product: basic proline-rich protein-like
Exons: 2
Coding region: 123-791 (222 amino acids)
Cellular component (GO): extracellular region
Molecular function (GO): chitin binding
Source: RefSeq, a predicted model, not a curated record
UUUAUCAAUGAAAAAUGAUAUUUGUAACGUAUAUAUAAAGAGGAAGACAGGUUUGAUCGUCAGUAUAAUAGUAAUAGGGAUAAAAUACAACUGAAGAGAAUUGAGCAUCUUCCAAAGUGAAAAUGAAAGCAACAUUCGUGGCGAUAUUAGCCACGGUUGCGUUUGCAUUUGCUGCUCCACCGCAGUGUCCGGAUGUAAAUGGAGAAAAUGUUACAUUAUUAUUGUUUGCGAAUCCAGAUGACUGCUCGACGUUCUUUUACUGCGAUGAAGGCAUACCAUGGUUAAUGGAAUGUAACGAAGGGCUUGAAUAUAACCCAGUGCUAAGAGUAUGUGAUUACUCGAGACAGAAUGCAAACUGUAUACAUCGUUCUUCAAGACCAGCAGGUCCUUCAUUCAGCUCUGAAUCUGAAACCUCCGACAGUCCACCACCACCACCAAGUCCUCCAUCCAGCCCUGCACCUGGAUCUUCUAGCAGACCACCACGACCACCACCACCACCACCACCUCCUCCACCAUCUAGCUCUGCACCUGGAUCUUCUAGCAGACCACCACGACCACCACGUCCUCCACCAUCCAGCCCUGCACCUGGAUCUUCUAGCAGACCACCACGUCCUCCACCAUCUAGCCCUGCACCUGGAUCUUCUAGCAGACCACCACGUCCUCCACCAUCCAGCCCUGCACCUGGAUCUUCCAGCAGACCACCACGACCACCACCACCACCACCACCUCCAUCUAGGCCACCACGUCCUGGUAGACCAAGUCCUCCACCUCGCACAACGUCAGUCUACUAAGGCUAUCUUGUCCAAUAGGUGCAACUUGUCCACAAAGGUCGCCUCGGUCAAUUUGGCCACAUUUUCCAUACUGGCCAUGUCUUCCUUCUUGUCUCUGCCCUUCUGAAAGUUAGAUGAUAAUAACGAAAAGUAACCUGUCUUAUGGUUAAUACAAAUUGUUAAUGUCAUUAAAAUUUUCAAUUUUGGCUCUCAUUAUAUGUUUGAAAUUUAUUCGAUAUAAAUGAAUUGUAAUAAAUAUCUUUGAAUUUAA